UGUGUUUUUUCUCUGCUUUGCUCGGAGGAAAAAAAAUAAGAAGGAGCUCCAGCGGCAGCAGAUGUUGAUCCAGAGCAGCAGCAGCAGCAGAACCUCCAGCACCUUCAGCUUCAGCAGGCCACAUAUCCGCUGAGAUGUGGCAGCCCGCGAGCGAAAGACUGCAGCACUUCCAGAACAUGCUGAAGACCAAACUGAAUGUUCUGACCCUGCGGAAGGAUCCGUUACCGACGGUGAUCUUCCACGACCCGGAGGCCAUUGAGCUCUGCUCCACGACGCCAAUCGCCAAAACCCGCACACACACCGGCUACAAGGUGACGUAUCUGGGCAAGGUGACGAUCUCCGGCACUCAGUUCCUCUCAGGCUGCACGGAGUCUGCCGUGGUGGGAUUAUGGGAUAUGAAGCACUCCUCCAUUGCCCCGGACGACUCUGUCGCCCCUAGCAAUGCCGUCCUGGAGAUCCGCCCGUUCCAGGUGCGUCUGCAUCACUUGGAUGGGCGGGGCGAGGCCACGGUCGCCAUGGACACCUUCCAGGUGGCUCGGAUCGCGUACUGCACUGCGGACCAUGAGGUCAGCCCCAACGUGUUCGCCUGGAUUUACCGACAGAUUAACGACGAUCUGACAUUCCAGAUGGACUGCCACGCCGUGGAAUGCGAGAGCAAGUUAGUGGCCAAAAAGUUAGCACACUCCAUGAUGGAGGCCUUCAAGAAGACGUUCCACAGCAUGAGGAGCGACGGGCGCAUCCACAAGAGCGGAUCCUCGGACGAGUUUCCGGAAGACUCCUCCACCCCCGACGACGGCUGAGGCAGAGGUCCAGGGAGUUGGGGCCUACUUAGGAGGGGUGUGGCUGGGGGAAUGGGUGGGGCUUAGUGGUGGCCCCACCUCUUUCUCUUUCUUUGCCCUCUCUUUCUGUCUCUGAUUAAGCAUUAAUAAAAAUAAAAGUUCUAAAAAAUCUGACAGUUAAAGGACAGUAAUAAUCUAAAGCUGGAAAGAGGGCAUUGCAGUCUAAAACAAACUGAAAAUCCAGAAAAGACCAAGAGAAAAAUCACCAGAAGCUUCUAUCUGCCUUUCUAGAUCACAGCUGACAGCUGCAUCAUGGCCAUGUUACACGAGCACCUAAACUCAUUAUCAGACUUUUAUUAUGAAGGUACAGUACAUUUUUAUUGUUCUAGACCAUCGUGAUGGAGCAUUCUUCUAGACCAUCGUUAUGGAGUGUUCUUCUAGACCAUUGUGAUGGACUUCUGUUCUGGGACAUCACUACGGAGCCUUGUUCUAGAAGAUUCUGAUAGGACUUUGCUCUGUACCGUCAUUAUUGAUCACCAUUUUGGAAGAUUGCUUAAAUUUGAAACGUUUUUCUAGAACAUCGCUGAAACAUUGUUUUACAUCAUCGUCUUGAUACAUUGUUCUAGAACGUGACUAUGGAGUAUUGUUAUUGAUUUCUGGAAUAUCCUGAUGGAAUGCGGUUGUAGAAGAUCGUACUGAAGCUUUUUUCCAGAAAACUGCUGGAAGGAUCACCAUUCGAGAUUACAAAGCAACAUCAUUCUAGAACAUCGUUAGUGGAUUUCCGGAGCAUUGUUUUUACAGGAUCGUGAUGGAGCUUUGUUCCAGAACAUUGUGAUGUAGCUUUGUUCUAGAACAUCAUUAUGGGACACUGUUCUAGAAUGAUGCAGUGAAACUUUCUUCCAGGAGACAUGUGGUGGACCAUUCUUGAAAACAUCAUUAUGGAGCACAGCUCUAGAAGAUCAGAAAGGAACCUUGUUCUCGAAUCUUGUGAUGGAAGAUUUUUAAAAAGCGAAAAACAUCAUGAUGGAUAACUGUUCUAGAACAUUGUUAUAGGGCAUUGUUCUAGAAGAUGUUGAUGGAUCUAGAUGCUCACCUCCACCUGAAAGCUGCUGAGAGUUGUGGUCACUUAAGGGGGGUCUGUUCUACCUGUCCCUUUUUUUCUCUUUAGCUAGUCAAAAUCUCAAAGUAUUGCAGUGUUUUUGGUUAGAACCUAAAAAUUCAGAUCAUCUUUUUGUAGUGAUGUCUAGUGCCUCUGAAUGAAAUGCAGAGAAUGUUUUGUUUGGUUUUGUUUCACUGUCUGGAACAAGCUGGUGUUCCUAGAACGUUCCCUCAGCUUUUACUAGGCCAUAAUUAAGCCACCUUCACUGAGUGAGCUUCAGUUUUUGUGUUGUUUUUCUAAGAAUCCCAGAAGUCUGAGUGAUAUUUGUACUGUCUGUCUGUCUGUCUGUCUGCGGACCAUGAGCCUUCUCAUAUCUCUACGGAACGGGUUCUCAACUACAGUAUUACCUAGUCCUGCGUGUGUGCUUGAGGAACAUCUUAGUGAGAGUGUUUGUGUUCUGUCCAGCUAGAUGAACAUCUGUCCAGGAACAUGUAGGUACACCCUUAAAACCUUAAGGUCCAUAAGCGGUUCUUAGAUGUUUGGUUUUAGAACAAAGACUUUAAUAUGGUAGUGAGGCACAAAAUGUUACAAAGAACCAUUGGCAGGUUCUUCCUUGUAGUCCACAUUCCUGCUCUAUCCCUGUGCUGGGAGUUGGGAUCAAGCACAAAUGUGGUUUGAGAACCACAGCUCUGGGAAACCAGCAGUGGUUCUUCUUGGCCAUUGCUCCAAAGAACCCUUUCUGACCCAGUCUUGUUUUAAGAGUGUACUCCAGCCUGCAAGACCUGACCAUGUUUGCUCUUUUAAAUCUUUGUGCUGCUUUUGUAGUAGGG
Messenger RNA from Pygocentrus nattereri (red-bellied piranha), 2708 nucleotides. RefSeq names its product phosphotyrosine interaction domain containing 1 (gene pid1). The transcript is spliced from 3 exons. Lineage: Eukaryota; Metazoa; Chordata; Actinopteri; Characiformes; Serrasalmidae. Gene Ontology annotation, cellular component: cytoplasm. The coding region runs from base 135 to 800 and encodes 221 amino acids. The record is from RefSeq and is a predicted model, not a curated record. Gene Ontology annotation, biological process: regulation of reactive oxygen species metabolic process; regulation of cell population proliferation; regulation of mitochondrial membrane potential.